UAUCCUGAGGUUGUAUUGUUUUUGUUGAUAUAACGCAUGUCACGUCAUACGUCAUCACGUUGACCCGGAAACGGAAUUGAAACACGUGUGUUUUCUGAAGGGAAGCACCACGCAUGUUGAGAGAGCCGAACUCAGGACAUAAAGCGAACCCUUCUGUGCGUCACCAUGGCUGUGAGAGCGUCUUUUGAGAAGAACAACGAGAUCGGCUGCUUCGCUAAACUCACCAACACGUACUGUCUGGUGGCCGUCGGCGGCUCGGAGAACUUCUACAGUGUGUUCGAGGGGGAACUGUCGGAAACCAUCCCAGUGUUUCACGCUUCCAUCGCAGGCUGUCGCAUCAUCGGGAGGAUGUGUGUGGGGAACCGUCACGGCCUCCUGGUGCCCAGCAGUACGACAGACCAGGAGCUGCAGCACAUCAGGAACAGUCUGCCGGAUGCCGUGCGGGUGCAGCGGGUCGAGGAGCGGCUGUCAGCGCUGGGAAACGUCAUCGCCUGCAACGACUACGUGGCGCUGGUUCAUCCGGACCUGGACCGGGAGACGGAGGAGAUCCUGGCGGACACGCUGAAGGUGGAGGUCUUCCGUCAGACGGUGGCGGAGCAGGUUCUGGUCGGAUCGUACUGUGCCUUCAGUAACCAGGGAGGCCUGGUCCACCCCAAGACGUCCAUCGAGGACCAGGACGAGCUGUCCUCACUGCUGCAGGUCCCGCUGGUGGCGGGCACCGUGAACCGGGGCAGCGAGGUGAUCGCGGGCGGGAUGGUGGUCAACGACUGGUGUGCGUUCUGCGGACUGGACACCACGAGCACCGAGUUGUCCGUCAUCGAGAGCGUCUUCAGACUCAGCGACUCGGCACAGCCCUCCGCCAUCGCCACCAGCAUGAGGGACUCGCUCAUCGACAGCAUGGCGUGAGCAGCUCAAACGAGAACACCGACAAGCUGCUGGACCUCAUUUCUCCUCUCCUGCAGACAUAUUACACACAUCCUCUGAUCCAAUGUUUCUAAAACCCUUCCUCUGGCCCUUCACACCUCCUCUCUGGAGGAGAUCCUGAUUGCGGGGGUUGUGUAUGUCUGAUGUCUCGUUCACGUGCAAUUUGAGGGGUCAGACAUUUAAUCUUUUGGGGGGAUUGAUGGGAAUCCAAACAAGUGGGAAUGCUUUGUGUAGUUUCCUCCCAGUUUGGACGGACAGACUGGUGCUCAAACAUAUUAGAAGUCAGUUAUUUCUGUGCCUGUUUCAUAAAGAAGUCUAAAAAGAAGCAAUGAGAUGAGACCGUAGUAUCUUUAAGAGUCUGAAAUAUGAUGUAGUUAUCAAGCAAACUGUUAUGAGCAUGCAGUAUGACACACACAUGUACAGCAAGAUGUGUGUGUGUGUUUUCUGUAUGAAAAGAGACCGAUUCCUCCUUCAGGGACAAAUCCAAGUCCUGAAGUUUAUUUUUAGCUAACAGUACGUCUCGUCUGUCUUGUAAAAUAAAAAUAAACCCUCUUUUUA
Eleginops maclovinus (Patagonian blennie) is the source of this 1482-nucleotide messenger RNA. It is a transcript of the gene eif6, whose product is annotated as eukaryotic translation initiation factor 6. The record is from RefSeq and is a predicted model, not a curated record. Gene Ontology annotation, molecular function: ribosomal large subunit binding. Gene Ontology annotation, cellular component: nucleolus; preribosome, large subunit precursor; cytosol. Gene Ontology annotation, biological process: maturation of LSU-rRNA; assembly of large subunit precursor of preribosome; ribosomal subunit export from nucleus. NCBI's taxonomy places the organism in Eukaryota, Metazoa, Chordata, Actinopteri, Perciformes, Eleginopidae.